This is a messenger RNA of Diuraphis noxia (Russian wheat aphid), 1591 nucleotides long. RefSeq names its product KRAB domain-containing protein 2-like. The record is from RefSeq and is a predicted model, not a curated record. Gene Ontology annotation, molecular function: nucleic acid binding. NCBI's taxonomy places the organism in Eukaryota, Metazoa, Arthropoda, Insecta, Hemiptera, Aphididae. Gene Ontology annotation, biological process: DNA integration.
UAUAAUUUUGCUUAGGUUCUUUCCUCUUUCAUAUAUUGUUAAUUGUCAUAUUUUUUAGCGAAUUUGUCGAAUCAUGAGAUCUGUGAGUCUGUGACAAAUGACCAUUAAUUGUUAAUAGCAAAUUGGCAAUAAUUAAUACUGUGAUCUGUGGUAUUACAAUCGGUUUUAUUAUUUUACGUGAUGUGAAAAUUAUAUUACAUUAGCUUAUUUUUUAAYAGUUGUUCAGCACUGUAUUUGUGUUGCAUUCCGACGUUUAKUAGUAUUAAUAGUAGUGUAAGAGUUCACGUCUCAACCAUGGCCAUAGAUAAAGAUACCAUGCGCUCAGACUUUAAUAAACAAAUACAAUCAAUUUUAAUGAAUAAACGGGAAGAUAAUAACGCUUUUUUGUCAACCAGUGAUUACAGUAGAGUUAUUCAACAGGUGAAAAAAUCAAAACAGUCCUUAAACACUGUUGGCAAAAAGAAAACUAUAAAAGAUUAUCGUCUAGUACGUAAGUAUGAUAUUUUAGUAAUGAAUGGCAAAGAACACCUGAUUAGACCUAUCGGUGAAAAAAAUGUAGUAUUGUACUAUGCAACAAUUGAAGAAUUGUUUGAUAUUCUUUAUGAAACACAUUCAGCAAUAGGUCACGGUGGACGAAAUCGGAUGGUGUCUGAACUUAAAAAUAAUUAUUGCAACAUAACUAAUGAAACAAUUAUGGUAUUUUUAAAAUUAUGUGUUGAAUGUCAUAAAAAAGCUGUGCGUUCAAAAAUAGGAGUAACUCCUAAAUCAAUUUUACACCCUACUUUCAAUUCUCGAGCACAAAUCGAUCUAAUAGACAUGCAGUCUCGGUGUCAUAACGAUCAUAGAUUCAUAAUGUACUAUCAAGAACAUUUAACUAAAUACAUAGUAUUGAAACCUCUGAAAUCAAAAUGUGCAGAAGAAAUUGCUUAUCAUUUAAUUGAUAUCUUUACAUUAUUUGGGGCACCUGCAAUAUUACAAUCAUACUGUGGAGAACAAUUUGUUACUUCAGUAAUUAACAAACUUCAUGAUCAAUGGGAUGAAGUUAAAAUUGAUUAUGGAUGGGCAAAGCACAGUGAAAGUCAGGAAUCCAUUGAACGAGUUAAUAGGGAUUUUCAAGAAAUGUUAUCUACUUGGAUGGACAAAAAAAAUAGUUUGGAUUGGCCAUCAGCAUUAAAAUUCAUUCAGUAUGAAAAAAAUCGGACAUUCCACUCUGGCUUAAAAACAUCACCUUAUGAAGCAAUGUUUGGAUGCUGUGCUAGGAUAGAUUUUGCGUCAUCUUAUUCUCCAAAUGCUGAAAUAAUUAAAUCAGAAGAAGAUUUAUAAAAUGAAUAGAAGAAAAACAUUCAUCAGUUAUCAAAGCUGUUUACAGAAGAAAAACUUGUGAAUUGGAUGAAAUGCUUAAAUUAACUAAUGGAAAAGAAGUAACUUCGAGAAAAAGAGCAGUUAAUAGUUAUGUGAAGGGUUUUCCUGGGAUGCCAGUACACGGUGGGCUGAGCAAAACACAUUUUGCCUGCCGCAAUGCACUAAAGAUGCAUUAUGUAAAACAAAUGAUGUACACUUCUUGUUUACAAAUAAAAUGGUGUCUAAAAUA